CAUCAUCAGUAUCAAGUCCAGGCAAACCUGUAGACGCACAAAAUAUAGAUACACAUGGAAUUAAGGAAAAAAAGACUAUGGCAAAAAAUAAUCAAAAUAAAGAAUUGAAAAAUUCAAAAACCUCAAAAAAUGAAACCUUACCUACUGCACGAUUAUCUGAUUUAGGAGGAAUCGAUGCUUGUAUAGAAGAAGUUUUGGAAUUAGUAGCAAUGCCAUUGGCCCAUCCAGAAAUAUAUUUACACACUGGCGUUCAACCACCAAGAGGAAUUUUAUUGCACGGACCUCCAGGAUGUGGGAAAACAUUACUUGCAAACGCCAUUGCUGGGGAAUUAGGGGUACAGUUUAUUAGCAUUUCUGCGCCAUCUGUAGUAUCUGGAAUGUCUGGAGAGUCUGAAAAGAAAAUUAGAGAUGUUUUUAAAGAAGCUAAGAAAAAAGCACCGUGUCUUAUUUUUAUUGACGAAAUUGAUGCUAUCACUCCAAAAAGAGAAACAGCUCAGCGGGAGAUGGAAAGACGAAUAGUCGCACAGCUGCUAACAUGCAUGGAUGAUCUUUCGUGGGAUAAAACAGACAACAAGCCUAUAUUAAUUAUUGGUGCGACAAAUAGACCAGAUUCACUUGAUCCGGCACUUCGUCGUGCCGGAAGAUUUGAUAGAGAAAUUAGUAUAGGAGUUCCAGACGAGCAAUCACGAGAAAAGAUUUUAAAAGUAAUUGCAUCAAAAUUAAAACUCUCUGGGGACUUUGACUAUAAAACACUUGCAAAAUUAACACCUGGGUAUGUAGGAGCUGAUCUAAAUGCAUUGACGGCUGCAGCUGGUGUUAUAGCUGUCAAGCGAAUAUUCACAAAAUUAAGUGAAAAUAACUGUGUCAUGGAUGAAGAUUUGUCUGCAAUGCACAUAGAUGGAAAGCAGGAUUCUAUUGUAUCGGAUGGUUUAAGUACCCCAUUUGAAGAUCAAUCUCCUUCAGAUCAAAUGCGUUCAAUAUCCAUUUUUCUUAAAAAUCAUCCCGACCCACUUACGGAAGAGGAACUUGAACCUCUUAGUAUCACUAAUGAUGACUUUUUUCAGGCACUUUCAAAAGUUCAACCUUCAUCUAAGCGGGAGGGAUUUGCUACAGUACCUGAUGUUUCUUGGUCUGAUAUUGGUGCAUUAAGAUUUGUGAGAGAUGAAUUAAGAAUGGCAAUAGUUGAACCGAUUAAACAUCCAGAAUUAUUCAAAAAAGUUGGAAUAACAGCGCCUUCUGGAGUUUUGUUAUGGGGACCACCUGGAUGUGGAAAGACGCUCUUGGCCAAGGCAGUGGCCAACGAGAGUCAUAUAAACUUUAUUUCAGUUAAGGGGCCAGAGUUGCUAAACAAGUAUGUUGGUGAGAGCGAACGUGGCAUCCGACAAGUUUUUAAUCGCGCCAGAGCAUCAUCACCAUGCUCUGAAACUUCGGCGCGUAUCGUUAACACACUGUUGACUGAAUUAGAUGGGUUAGAAAAUCGAAAACAAGUUUAUAUUAUUGCAGCUACAAAUAGGCCAGAUAUUAUUGACCCUGCAAUGAUGCGUCCUGGACGUCUGGACAAGCUUUUAUAUGUAGGGUUACCUACAGCAUCUGAACGAUAUGAAAUCUUAAAAACUUUAACAAAACAGACCCCCUUAGACGACGUUUCAUUAGAAAAAAUUGCCGAAGAUGAAAGAUGUUCUAAUUUCAGUGGCGCGGAUUUGGCGUCCCUAGUCCGUGAAGCUGCAGUUGCAGCAUUACGAACUACUCUUUAUUCACAAAAUGAAAUCUCGGUAGAUGGCAUAAUAAAACCCGAGAGUGAACUUUACGUAACUUCAAUACAUUUUGAAAUGUCAUUUUCUAAAAUAUCACCAAGCGUGUCUAAGCUAGAUAAACUAAGAUAUGAUUCAUUGAAAACGAAGUUUGGUUAUUCAUAUUGA
Molecule: messenger RNA, 1919 nt
Organism: Racocetra persica
Lineage: Eukaryota; Fungi; Glomeromycota; Glomeromycetes; Diversisporales; Gigasporaceae
Source: the annotation of a GenBank genome assembly